This is a messenger RNA of Strongylocentrotus purpuratus (purple sea urchin), 2564 nucleotides long. Its product is annotated as zinc finger BED domain-containing protein 4-like. The record is from RefSeq and is a predicted model, not a curated record. Gene Ontology annotation, molecular function: DNA binding; protein dimerization activity. NCBI's taxonomy places the organism in Eukaryota, Metazoa, Echinodermata, Echinoidea, Camarodonta, Strongylocentrotidae. The coding region runs from base 186 to 2174 and encodes 662 amino acids. The transcript is spliced from 4 exons.
UGCGAAUGGAGUCUGAGUCCAUAUCGAUGAGCGCGCGCGCGCGCUAUUUUCACAUGUUAACUAGCAGCCAUAUUGCAAUGGCAAUUGACGGGACUAUUAAAUUGAUUUUCGUCAACAUCUCUUGAAUUGAAUCGAUCACAUUUGUCUCAUAUUUUGUCGGAUAUUGCACCUUAAACUCGUUAAAAAUGAAAAGGAGCAACCCCUCGGCUGGCCAAAGUGGCAAAAUUCUCAGUCCUCGAUCUUCAGUAUGGCAAUUUAUGGAACUGAACAGGGAAACUCGCAGAGCACGGUGCCGCUUUUGCGAAAAAGUCUUGGCUUACACAGGGGGCACAACGAAUCUGCGCUACCAUUUGACAGCAGCUCAUUCUAUGGAAGAAUUUGAGGUUAUUGGCCCUUCAGCAAAGGUAUUCAAGCCAGGAGGAAGGCCUCUCGGAUCUGGAAAGAAGAGAACUUUGAAGCCUAACACAACAAACUCUGCAGUCAAAGAUCUCCAAAAUACCCCAACCAAAGGGACAACAAUGCCAACAGAAGUCUCUACGCCUCCAUCAUCAUCAUCAUCAUCAUCAUCAUUAUCAGGGCAUCUGACAACAUCUAUUCUGACUCCAAUGAAGGCCAAAAUCCGUAAGCAGAAGAUGGAUGAAGGUGAGAUGGUCAUAGCUCCUAAACUGAUACAACUCUUGAUCCAGAGUCUCCAGCCACUGAGCUUCAUCUAUUCAGAAGGCUUUAGAUCUUACAUGAAGUUUCUGGAACCGGUCUACAAGAUUCCACCUAAGCAGAAGUUGCAGAACAGCCUACUUGCCAUGUUUGAAGAAAGCAAGAUACAACUCAAAGAAAUGCUUGUUGAAGAAGCUCCCUACUUCUCACUCGUGUAUGAUCUGUGGAAAGGCAGUGACCGGGAGAUGUACACAACAAUCACCAUCCAUUACUUAACGAGUCAGUGGGAACGCAGAAGCUAUGUCCUGGGUACUGAGCAUGUUUCAGAUGCCAAAGUUAGCAGCGAUGAAAUAUGCCUUUACAUCCGUGAACUGUUGUUCCAGUACGAGUUGCCAUCAGAACGCAUGGUGGCGAUCCUGAACCGACAGGGGAUGCUGAAGUCAACUGCCAAGGGUGUUGGGUCUACGUUGGUGUGUGAGUCAUUGAGCUGUGCAGCAGAGAAGCUAGAGAUGUGUGUUCUAGCAGCAUUCAGUGUCCCUGAGGUGAAAGCAGUCAUUGAGCGAGCAGGUCAACUGGUCACCUAUCUUAUGUAUGAUGACGAGGCAAACAAGGUCCUGCAGGAGAUGAAGGAUGCUGAAUUGGGUGGAGCACAGACCGAUUUGGUGCAGGAUCGCAAAGGAAGUUGGAUUGCAACAUCUGAGAUGCUCUUCAAGCUGGUUGCUCUAAGAGACAUUGUAGAGAAGGUUAGUAGUCUGGAUCUAAAGAGUGCAAAACUGUACCUCACUCAAGACCAGUGGCAUCUAGCAGAAAAGCUUGUCAGCUCACUCCAGAUCCUGAGAGCUGCACUGGCAGUCAUGAGCAAGGACAAGACUGGAUCAGUUUCAUGCCUGCUGCCAGUUGUCCACAGUAUUCUUCAGCACUGCGAAGAUGCCAGCCAUGGGCCAAACUCUCCCAUGGAAAGAUUCUUGAAGACUAUUGGACGGGAGACGAGAGAUAAGUGGGACCUGACUGCCAUCCUGCCGUCCUCUGUACCUAUGCUUGCUGCGCUGCUUGAUCCACGCUUCAAGAAGCUUAAGUUCAUUGCUGAGGAAGACAAGACAGAUGUGAUCGAAGCACUCAAAGGUGUUAUGCAAGCUAGUCCCGGCAUCAUCGAUGGAGGAGCUGAAAAUAACCUGCCCGCCGACUCACAUGAGACGUCCCCAUUCUUGUGUUUGUUUGGUGACGGUGAAGAGGAUGUACCCGACAGACUGGACAUAGACAGUGAAAUUAGCAGCUACAUGACCUUUCCUGCAUUAAGGCAUGAUAGCUGUCCAUUGGACUGGUGGAGGGUCAACAGGAGCAGGUUCUCGCACCUUGUCCAGUUGGCCAAACAGUUCCUCUGUGUGCCUGCCAUUGCGCAGUCUAUGAGUGACAUUAUGGCUGGAGCAUCCAUGCUCGAUAUGAAGAGAGCUGUUUUGGAAGUUGAACUUGUAGCACCACUCAUCUUUCUCAAUCAUAAUUGGUCACUGACCCAGCUUUAAGGAUACACUGUCUAAUUUUGUGUGCAGAUCAUUGUGUUGGACAUAUUUUCAUGUGACGCAGGUAAAAACUCCAAACUCUGCCUUCAUAACUCAACGUGAAUUCAACUUUUUUAAAUUGCGUUUGGAACUUUGGAUAUAUUUUUUUUAUACCUCAACGAUUGGGUAUAUGUAUUUGAAAUUACUUAACUUGUUUCUUUAGUUUUGUAUUGUACCAGCUUUCAAAAAUGAUGUGCUUUUUACAUCUUGUUUUAUUUUUAAUUUCUGUUGUUAUAGGGUAAGUCCACUCAAAAAGUAACUUACUUUCAAUAGAAGCAGAAAAAUCAGACAAACCAAUCAAAAAAGGUUUGGGCAAAAUCGGAUAAUGAAUUUUUAAUGACAUGAAAAACUUUG